Molecule: messenger RNA, 2315 nt
Organism: Sceloporus undulatus (fence lizard)
Lineage: Eukaryota; Metazoa; Chordata; Lepidosauria; Squamata; Phrynosomatidae
Exons: 10
Coding region: 936-1676 (246 amino acids)
Molecular function (GO): S-adenosylmethionine-dependent methyltransferase activity
Source: RefSeq, a predicted model, not a curated record
AAACGAGUGUCAGGAUGCUUUGAUUGAGAGUUCCUCCAUGGCGGAAUGGGGCUGGACUGGAUGGAUGGCCCUUGCAAGGGUCUUGUGGAUAGACCCCUCAGGCCUUGCCAUUCAGCAACGGAACAAUACAGAGAUCGACACGUAAAUCGCUUCCUCUCAGCCAACUUUAUAUACAGUAUACUCCAUGCCAGCAUUCUCUGAGGAUGGCAGCCCAGAUGAGAAACGUCGGGAAGGAACCCUUCUAGACCGAAACACCCACAAAAGGCUAUGGAUGCCUUCGGCUUCCCUGUCUUGGAGAGUUUUGAGAGCGCUUUAACUGCUCUGGCUCCAUGCCAGGGAAUCCUGGGAGCUGUAGUCUGUCGUGCCACAAGCGCUCUCUGACAGGGAAGGCUCAGUGUCCCACAAACAAGCAUUUAUUGCUGCUGUUCUACAACAGGGAUCCACCUCUGAGAGCCAGUAUGGCGCAGUGGUUUUUGAGUGUCGGACUAUGACUGUGGAGGCCAGGGUUUGACUCCCAGCUCGGCCACGGAAACCCACUGGGUGGCCUUGGGCAAGUCACACUCUCUCAGCCUCAGAGGAUGGCAAGGGCAAAAAAACAACCCUCUCUCUCAUCAAAACGUGGCUAAGAAAACUCCAAUAGGAAGCGGCUUCUAGGCACGCAAUAACAGCAACAACCACAAUCCCUCUGAGGUCGCACGCCGGGAAAAGGCAGUAUUAUAGAUAUAGGUGACUUUGAAGAAUUCACAUCUAAUAAUGAUGAUGUUAUUCUCCGAAGUAUUGCUGAAGAUCUUCGACUUUCUUUGCCCACUGAUGCAAUACUCAACUCAGAGCAUCUUCCUCUCCAAAAACUACAAGAACAAACAAAACCAACUGUUCAUAUUGAUGCAUUCCUUUAUGAUGAUGACUAUAUUGACUCAUUGUGUGAAAGAGGAAAGAUGAGCAGAAACUACUGUCUAACCUGUGGCUCUCAUCAGACAGCACCAUUAGAGUUCAUUUCCCAUUCAUUUUCUCUCAUGGAAGUGAAGUUUCUGUAUCAGCAUGUACUGCCAGACCUGACCGGAAAGGUUUUGGUUGAUGUCGGCUCCAGACUUGGUGUGGUCCUGUUUGGGGGCUACUUUUAUAGCUCAGCAUCUCAGCUGUAUGGUGUUGAAAUAAAUGCAGACUUUUGCCAGUUGCAGGAAGCUAUCACUGCAAAAUACCAGCUGUGUGACAGAGUAAAGGUGGUUAAUGCAGACAUUUGUACCCAGGCUUCUCUUCUUCAGAAUGCUGAUGUUGUUAUAAUGAAUAAUGUAUUUGAAUAUUUUUUGGACAGAUCAGAGCAGGCCAGAUGCUGGGAAUUCAUCUAUCAGAAUGUAAGAAAGAAAGGGUCAUUAUUAGUGACAAUCCCAAGCCUUGAGAAAUCUUUUUCAGAUCUUCAGAUCAUUCCACAAUUGGGAGAGGGGAGCAGACAUAUCCUCAGGGAAACCAUUGCCAAUCUAGUCCUGCCAGUUGGAACAAACAUUUACAGGGUGGUUCAUAUGAGAGAAGAAGAUCCUGUACGAGAUCUGGACCCAAACAAUGUGAAUAUUCAGUUGAAUCAGUGGGUAGAAGCAGUGCCAUUGGACUAUGAUGUAUUCUUGGAAGUAGAUGCUGAUAGAGAAGCACUUGAAGAAAUUUACUUAUACAAGAUUCUCUAAUGGCAAUUGUUUUAUUGUCUGCUGUUAAGAAUUUAAUCAGCUCUUUUUUACAUUGCUACUUAUGGCAAUAUCUUUAAAGAAAAUGUUCGGUCAGAUGGCCAAUGUACAUUCUUGGUAACCCCGACUUGCUGUGUUACUUAUUUGGUUUGCACACAGAUUUUCUGGGGUUUCUCUGCUUGGAUGGUGGGACCCAUUUGUCUUCUCUUGACAAUUCAUCAGGCAGAAUUCAAUGGAUGACAUGCACUAAAUGAUAUUUGCCCAGUUCCAGAAGUGUGUUUUCCUCGUUGUCCAUAUUCUUUCGUCUGUUUAUUGAAUCCUGACCAGACUGACUAGUAGUUGGCUGUUCGUCUUGUUCUUCUUGCUCAACAGUUGGACACUGGGUUUCACAUGCCCCUUCUAUCUUCUCAUCAGGCUUAGGUGUGAAUGCCUUUAAGUGCCAUUUGAGCAGCACCUGGAUGGGCAUUUGGGCACCUGGCUCCAGGUGAUGGCAAUACUAGGGACACCACUGUUUAAUCAAAGCAAAUAAAAGAUCAGAAGAGUACAUUUUGGAUAACCCACACCACAGUUAGCUUUAUUCUUAAACAAUCCAAGCUCUCUUCAAUGCUGUUCAAAACAGAAAUAAAGAUUGUGUUGGAUGUA